This is a messenger RNA of Leucoraja erinaceus (little skate), 4427 nucleotides long. Its product is annotated as potassium channel subfamily K member 1-like. Lineage: Eukaryota; Metazoa; Chordata; Chondrichthyes; Rajiformes; Rajidae. Gene Ontology annotation, cellular component: membrane. The transcript has 3 exons. Gene Ontology annotation, molecular function: potassium ion leak channel activity. The coding region runs from base 27 to 1052 and encodes 341 amino acids. The record is from RefSeq and is a predicted model, not a curated record. Gene Ontology annotation, biological process: stabilization of membrane potential; potassium ion transmembrane transport.
GGACCGGCCAGGAGCAGGUGGCGACUAUGCCUCGGAUGGGCGGUCGGGGCCCGGAGCCGGGCUCCUGCCAGCGCUGGCUGCACAGGAACAGGUCCUGUGUGGGCUUCUGCCUGCUGGCGCUCGCAUACCUGCUGUACCUGAGCUGCGGGGCCCUGCUCUUCUCCUCGCUCGAGUUGCCCUACGAGGACAGCCUGCGCCGGGAACUCAGGCAGCUCAAGAGCCAGUUCGUGCAGGACAAUCCGUGCCUGGCCCCGGACACACUGGAGCGUUUCCUCGCCCGCGUCCUGGAGGCCAACAACUACGGUGUGUCUGUACUGAACAACAGCAGCGGCAAGUGGAACUGGGACUUCACCUCGUCCUUGUUCUUCGCCGCCACCGUCCUCACCACCACCGGUUACGGCCACACGGUUCCCCUCUCUGACGGCGGCAAGGCCUUCUGCAUAAUCUACUCGGUGAUUGGCAUCCCCUUCACGCUGCUCUUCUUCACCUCGGUGGUGCAGCGGGUGAUGGCGCUGGUGACCAGGCGGCCCGUCCACUACAUCCACACCCGCUGGGGCUACUGCAAGCAGAGCGUGGCCCUGGUCCACGCCGUGCUACUGGGGCUGCUCCUCGUCCUCUGCUUCUUCAUCAUCCCCGCUGCCAUCUUCACCCAGCUGGAGAGGGACUGGUCCUUCCUGGAGUCCAUCUACUUUUGCUUCAUCUCGCUCAGCACCAUCGGCCUGGGAGACUACGUCCCGGGGGAAGUUCAGCACCAGAGGCUGCGCAAGCUGUACAAGUUGGCAAUAACCAUCUACCUCAUGAUUGGUCUCACUGCUGUACUCGUUGUCCUGGAGACCUUCUGUGAGCUCAACAAGCUGAAGGAGCUGAGGAGGAUCUUCUACCUGAAGAAGGACAAGCCGGAGGAUGAAAUCAAGAUCUUGGACCACGACCAGCUCUCGUUCCCGUCCGUGGUGGACUCCGUGCCCUUUGUCCGGGAGCAGCACAAACUCAGCGAGCCCUUCGUCACAGGGCCGAAGGCCCACUCCUUCACAGAGGACCCCAGUAACCGGUGACUUGUUCCCCCACCCACCCCUCAGCCCCUCGCCACAGAGCACACUCGCAUGUAAUUAGCAUAGGGUCUAACACUAUCUGCCGGCCCAGAGGCCAAAUCAUAUCAUGUCAAGAAAUUUAAAAAUUAAGCCUGUAAAUAACUAGGGGAAAGGACUGUGCAUGUUCAGGUCAUGGAGGACUCCGGGGGGGGGGGGGGGGGGUAUGUCCAAGAGUCAAGAAGCAUCAAGAGUGUUUUACCGUUAUAUGUCCCAGAAAAACAAUGACAUUCUUAAGCAGCAGCACACAGUGGCGUAGCGUGGGGGGGGCAGUGGGGCGGUUGCCCCGGGCGCUAAAUUUUUAGGGGCGCAAAAAAAUUGUUGAAUAAAUUUUUAAAAUAAAAUUAAGAGGCCCGGGGAGCCGUUGGAGCGAGGAGGGGUUACCUGGAGCUGCGAGUAUAAAAACAGCGCGGGCCAGGCAGCCGCUGCCGCCGCCCCAGCUCCGAGUUCUAGUCGCCACUGCCGCUGUCCCAGCCACCGCUGCCUCUGCCCCCCCGCCCCCGCCCGCUAAUGAGGAGGCGCAAAACUUUAAACUGUCCCGGGCGCUCAAAACCCACCCUACGCCACUGGCAGCACAACAGAAUGCGACGGGUUCAUCACCGACAAUAGCCCAGAGUGGAGCCCUACCCUCUCUUGUACAUUUCACAGAAAGAGCCCCUUCCAGCUUCUCCCCGACACCUUUGAUUUUAAUGUAGAAACAAGGACCUACUUGGUGUUGGUGUACACAAAACCACACAAAGUGCUGGGAGUAACUUGGUGGGUCAGGCAGCAUCUCUGGAGAACAUCAGAAGGUGAUGUUUUGGGUUAGGACCUUUCUUCACGCUAGUCUGGAGAAGGGUCACAACCUGAAACGCCAUCUACCACAUUGCCCACAGAUGCUGCCUGACCUGCUGAGUUACUCUAAUACUUUGUGUCCCUUUGAUUUUAAUGUUCAGGCAGAUGAACUGGCACAGGAAAUUCUCUCUCAACUACAGGGAAGUAGUUUUACCUAUUUGUGAAAAUAAUUCUGAUUACAUUGCUCUCCCAUUUUUGGUGGUGUGUGGUGCUGAGCUGCUCCUGUAGUGAAGACCAACUCUUAUAUCUGUAGUCUCCACCCUGCUCAAUGCCCAGCACAUGGUGCACCCUGCCUUUGCAAUCAAGCCACCACCCUCCAGGGCAGCCUCUGACUCUGGUAUCUGAUGAUGGCCUGACCUGCAACAUGCAACUGGCCCCACUUUCACAGCUAUUCAGGUGCAGAGCCAUCCUUGAUCUGACCCUCGCAUCCUAGCUCCCGUUUCAUUUUUCUGAUUUCCUACCGUUGCACGGAGCUUCUCCUUUGAGUUCCAAAAAUAAUCCCAAGCCACAACUACGGGAGUCGGGGAUUAUGGGGUGAAGGUAGGAGAAUGGGCUUGAGAGGGAAAGAUAGAUCAGCCAUGAUUGAAUGGCGGACUAGACUUGAUGGACCAAAUGGCCUAAUUCAGCUCCUGAAACCUAUGAACGUGAAACAUCCUUUUUCUCCAGAGAUGCUGCAUGCCCCGCUGAGUAGCUCUAGCACUUUGUGUAUCUUUGGUAUAAACCAGCACCUGCAGUUCUUGGUUUCUCCCUAUAAUGUUUUGAUGGUCUGGACAUUUUGCCGCUUCUAAACCCGAUGGGAACAAGGGAACACGAGUGGACAAUUCUACGGAAAUUCGUCAGUAAAGGCUUUACUCCAUGGUCACUCCGUUCUGACUGCAGCACUGUGAGCUCAUGCGAGGCCCAGCACAGAGGCAUCGUCCCCAACUGCAAUAUAACUAGUACAUUCCUGUCUUGAGUCUGAAGAAGGGUCUCGACCCGAAACGUCACCCAUUUCCUUCGCUCCAUAGAUGCUGCCUCACCCGCUGAGUUUCUCCAGCACUUUUAUCUACCUUCGAUUUUUCCAGCAUCUGCAGUUCUUUCUUCAACAGUACAUUCCCUUUGGUCCGUUGUCCAAAUUACCUCAGCUGGUUUACUUAUUCCCAAAUUUUAGCCGUUUUCAGUUUAGUGAUUGGCGUGCUUGGACUUGUAACGGUUCCUAUCCAUCGUGCUCCCACCAUCCCGGGCUCCAACAUUCCCGACUGCACUGUGAGUGCGUCUUGACUACAAGCAAUUCAGGAAGGGGGAGCUCAUCACCUCCAUCCCAACGGCAACGUAUGUUAUGCCAGAGAUGUUCACAUUCGGCAAAAGAGGGGACGUAUAGAAUUGAUGUUUUAAACCUUCACAUCUAUUCCCUGGUGACAUGGAAACCGGAGGUGAUGCAGGGAUUGGAGUAGCCGGGGAACUGGUGGGAAUCGGCAUGUUAUUGGGAGUUUAAAAUUACCAUAUCUAAAAUAAGCCUAAUAAUUGAAAUAUAAACAGACAUUCAGACCGAACAGUGGCUUUGCUUUGCCAGGUGCCUAGCUGUCAACGUAUGGGCGAGGUUAGAUGUGUUGGUGUAUGAUAUAUGGGGAGGGGACACAGUCCGUUAACCAGUCUUAUUGCCUGUGGGAAGAAGCUGUGUAGCAUCCUGCUGGUUUUGCAGCUGAUGCUCCUGUACCUCUUCCCAGAUGGCAGAAUGGAGAAGAUGUGGUGUGAUGGAUGAUAGGGGUCCUUGAUAAUGGAGAUGGCUCUGCUGAUGCUCCGCUUCUGAUAGAUCUCCAACAGGAAAGGCAGUGGGGCACCAAUGAUCCUGCUGGCUGCCUUCACUAUCCUGUGUACAGCAUGGAAACAGAUUCCUCAGCCCAUAGAUCCAUGCCAUCCAUCAGAUUUAUAAAGUCGCACAGCACAGAAGUGGACCCUUCAGCCCACCAAACCCCUGCUGAACACCAACAGUGUGUUUAUACUCAUCCUGCACUAGCCCGUUAUAUCAUUUCCACAUUCAGCUCGAUUUCUCCCCAGAUUAUACCACUCACCUACAACUCUACAACAAUUUUGCAGCAGCCACUUAACCUGCCAACCCGCACGGUUUUUGGGGAUGUGGGAUCCGGGGGUGGGGGGAGUCACAUCGGUUACCAGAAGAACCCGCAAACUCCACAUAGAAAGCAGCCAAAGUCAGGAAUGAAGCCAAGUCAUUGGAACUGUGAGGUAGCAGCUCUACCUGCUGUGCCAGUGUGCUGCCCCUACGCUGAGGAAGAUGCUUAAAGGCACGACGAUGUGAGAGGACAAACUAUAAGGCUCACGUUUUGAGUUCAGCUGCUCUGUUGUGAAGGGAUAGUAUUUAUGUAUUUUUAAUUUAAUAGAAAACUGAGAAACUGUUGUUUUGUGAUCCAGUUAAUGAACCUUCUUUGUUUAGAAGUGUUUCUACCUCGUUUGAAGAUGUAUAAAUCUAGAAACUCAAAAAUAAAAGCGGAUCUUGAGAAGUUCUUGAGG